AAAUUCAAAUUUCAAACAUUAAAAAAAUCAAAAUCCUUUUUCGUAACCGUCACAAUGAGAGAAAUCGUUCAUAUUCAAGGAGGACAAUGUGGUAAUCAAAUUGGUGCCAAAUUCUGGGAAGUCAUUUCAGACGAACAUGGUAUUGACCCAACAGGAACAUAUCACGGAGAUUCUGAUCUUCAAUUGGAAAGAAUCAACGUUUACUAUAACGAAGCAACAGGAGGAAGAUAUGUCCCAAGAGCUAUUCUUAUGGAUUUGGAACCAGGAACUAUGGACUCUGUCAGAGCUGGACCAUUCGGACAAUUAUUCAGACCAGAUAACUUUGUUUUCGGACAAACAGGAGCUGGUAACAACUGGGCCAAGGGUCACUAUACCGAAGGUGCAGAAUUGAUCGACUCAGUCUUGGAUGUAGUUAGAAAGGAAGCUGAAGGAUGUGAUUGUUUAUAAGGAUUCUAAAUCACUCACUCAUUGGGAGGAGGUACCGGAUCAGGAAUGGGAACCUUGUUGAUCUCAAAGGUCAGAGAGGAAUAUCCAGACAGAAUCAUGGAAACAUUCUCAGUCGUCCCAUCACCAAAAGUGUCUGACACAGUCGUUGAACCAUACAACGCCACCCUCUCAGUCCAUUAAUUGGUCGAGAAUGCCGAUGAAUGCAUGGUCAUUGAUAAUGAAGCCUUGUAUGAUAUCUGUUUCAGAACAUUGAAAUUGACAACCCCAACCUAUGGUGACUUGAAUCACUUGGUCUCAGCUGCUAUGUCAGGAGUUACAUGCUGUCUCAGAUUCCCAGGUCAAUUGAACUCUGACUUGAGAAAAUUGGCAGUCAACUUGAUUCCAUUCCCAAGACUCCAUUUCUUCAUGAUUGGUUUCGCCCCACUCACAUCAAGAGGAUCAUAACAAUACAGAGCUCUUACAGUCCCUGAAUUGACCUAAUAAAUGUUUGAUGCCAAGAACAUGAUGUGUGCUGCUGAUCCAAGACACGGAAGAUAUUUGACAGCAUCAGCUCUCUUCAGAGGAAGAAUGUCAACCAAGGAAGUCGACGAAUAAAUGCUUAACGUUUAAAACAAGAACUCAUCUUACUUCGUUGAAUGGAUUCCCAACAACAUCAAAUCAUCCAUCUGUGAUAUCCCACCAAAGGGUUUGAAGAUGGCUGUUACCUUUGUUGGUAACUCCACUGCCAUCUAAGAAAUGUUCAAGAGAGUCGCUGAACAAUUCACUGCCAUGUUUAGAAGAAAGGCCUUCUUACAUUGGUACACUGGUGAAGGUAUGGACGAAAUGGAAUUCACUGAAGCUGAAUCCAACAUGAACGACUUAGUCUCUGAAUAUCAAUAAUAUCAAGAUGCCACUGCUGAAGAAGAGGGAGAAUUUGAAGAAGAAGGAGAAUAAUGAUAAUCUAAGUGAUAUUUAUCACAACAUAUAUAAAAUCAACAACAACCAUUCAUUUUUUAUUCUU
This is a messenger RNA of Paramecium tetraurelia, 1447 nucleotides long. RefSeq lists its product as uncharacterized. Gene Ontology annotation, biological process: microtubule cytoskeleton organization; mitotic cell cycle. The record is from RefSeq and is a predicted model, not a curated record. Gene Ontology annotation, molecular function: structural constituent of cytoskeleton; GTP binding; GTPase activity. Lineage: Eukaryota; Ciliophora; Oligohymenophorea; Peniculida; Parameciidae. Gene Ontology annotation, cellular component: cytoplasm; microtubule. The transcript has 3 exons.